Puntigrus tetrazona (Sumatra barb) is the source of this 5513-nucleotide messenger RNA. RefSeq names its product amyloid beta (A4) precursor protein-binding, family B, member 3 (gene apbb3). Gene Ontology annotation, cellular component: cytoplasm; nucleus. The record is from RefSeq and is a predicted model, not a curated record. Gene Ontology annotation, molecular function: transcription factor binding; amyloid-beta binding. The transcript has 14 exons. Bases 772 to 2220 code for a protein of 482 amino acids. Lineage: Eukaryota; Metazoa; Chordata; Actinopteri; Cypriniformes; Cyprinidae. Gene Ontology annotation, biological process: regulation of DNA-templated transcription.
UGACGGACUUCGCUCGACUUCAUGACGGGAGGAAUUAAGAUGGUGAAUCUCUGCCUCACUGUGUGGAACAGAUUGGAGACACUAAUUCUUCUCAGGAACACACGUCACAGUUCGUGCCCUGUUUGAUUCAUGAAAAAAAUACUAUAACCCUUUAUAUAUAUAUAUUGCUCUACGUAUCCAAUUAGAACAUUUAUACCUGAAUAAUUGUAUAGGGAGCAGGCAGCUAUGUUCGCCCCAGCAGUUUGCUUUCGUCAGCUGUAUGUUCAGCCAUCCUUAAGGCACCACCAUGGGCUUGGGGGGGCAAAGAGAGUGAGAGAGAGAGGGAUGGAGGGACGAAGGAGGGGGAAUAGCUGCAGGCAUUACUGAAUUACAGAAUCCACAGAGAGACACACACACACACAGUUACAGAGAGAGAUAGAAGCGAUCUCAAAACAGCAUCACUCUCUGCUAGACGGAACGACAGUGAACGGAAUAGAGAAGAGAACAGAAUAGCGUGAUCGCACAAGCAUUAGACAGAAAGACAAAUAUGAGGUUGAUUAGACAGCAGUGAAAUUACCUGAGGGCAAAAUAAAAGAGGGGAUAGACGGAGAGAGGAAAAGAAGAGUGUGGCUUUUAAUCUUCUUGGCAUGCGAGUGUAUUCCUGGCUGUUUAGCACUGAGUGUGGUGGUCGCCCUGUGUGUGAGUGUGUGCUGCAGAGUUUGUCGGUGGUGUUGGGACGCUUUGGACUGGAAUGUAUCUGAGUUAACCGCUGGGGGCUUUCAGGAAGACACCAUGCUGGGUAAGGAUUACAUGCUCGCCAUCAUCAUCGUCAACUAUGACGAUAACAUCUGGAAUGAUCAGAGUCUGGAGCUGGACUCAGAUCUGCCUCCAGGAUGGCGCACUAUACGUGACAGCACUGGCACCUAUUACUGGCAUGUGCCCACGGGCACAACACAGUGGCAGCACCCCUCCUACAGCGCAGAGGAGGAACAAAACACCAUUAACGGCAUCACUGCCAGCCAGAUCAAGACUGCAGCAGAUGGCAGGCGGGAAUCAAGAGGCAGACUGACUGAAAACCCUCUGCCCUCUCUGAGUGAAAGGCCCUCCUGGCAGGAAGAGUAUUUCUGUGCCAACAUGGAUCCCGACUCCAAGUGUUUUGCUGUGCGCUCGCUGGGCUGGGUUGAGAUCCCUGAGGAGGAACUGACCCCUGGCAAAAGUAGUCUGGCGGUGAACAACUGCAUCCAGCAGCUCUCUCACAGCAAAGCAGAGGGCCGGGACGCAGUGGGCGCCUGGGGAGAGGGUCAGGAUAUGAUGAUGGUCCUCAAGAAGGACACUCUCAGUCUAAUGGACCCUGUGGACCGCAGCCUCAUCCAUUGUCAGCCCAUAAUCAACAUCCGUGUAUGGGGGGUGGGCUGCAACAAUGGCAGAGACAGGGACUUUGCCUUUGUGGCCAGUGAUAAAGACACCUGCAUGCUCAAGUGCCAUGUGUUUCGCUGCAACGCUCCAGCCAAGACCAUUGCAUCUGCCCUGCAUGAGAUGUGCUCCAAGAUGAUGGCAGAGAAGGCAGCACUGCAGCCCUCUAUGGCCCGUUCUCUCACCAUGGAGAGUAUCUCCCCAGAGGACUUGCCUCGCCAGGUUGACUUCCUGGAAGCAGUGAGGCAAAGGGUGCAGAAGUUUGAGGUGGAGUACAUUGGAAACCUGCCUGUAUCCAGAGCAAUGGGAAUGGAAGUGUUGAACAGAGCUAUUGAGAGCAUCAUGCACUCCAGAGACAGAGAUGAGUGGGAGCCGAUAGUCAUUCAUGUGUCAGAUACAGUUCUGUCCUUAUGGAGAGGAGAGGAUGGAGAUGACCCAUUUUGGGAAUGCCAAGUACGUUACUUGACUUUCCUAGGUGUGGGUCAUGACACACACACUUUUGCGGUCAUAGUGGAUGCAGGAACUCAGCGCUUUGAAUGCCAUGUGUUCUGGUGUGAGCCAGAUGCUGGGAUCAUCUCUGAGGCAGUUCAGGCCGCAUGCAUGGUCCAAUACCAAAAGUGUUUGGUUGCACAAACUCCCCCCGUGAGGUCCAAAAUGUGGAGGGCAGGCUCCAAAGUCAAACGAGCCAACUCCAUGGAUAGCUCUAGCUUCCCGCCUCGACACCAAGGACACACACCUUCCAAAAUGGCUUCUCCCAGCGUGAAGAAGGGCAUGCUGGCAUUUUUUGAGACGUUCCGAAAUAAACAUUCUGCAGUACCCACACCCUAACAACAGCAGCUCAGGAAGGAGGAUGGGGCCUGAUGGGCUUUGAGGAGGGGGAUAUGAUGAUGGAGAAAUGAAAGGAAUGAAUAAACCUGAAGUCUAAAAAGCUUAGAAAUAUGAGUCUAGUAGAAAAAUCCAACUCAAUUUCCCCAGUAUGACCUCACAAAAAAAAAACCUACAAAAAAAACCUACAAAAAAACAGCAACCCACCUUGCCCUUAAUAAGAGCGUUUUUGAGGACUGACAUAUCUGAAUGUAGGUGUGCAGAACAGUGUUUAAAUUACAUUGAGGUGCUGUGCUCUCACAUUCCAAAACUGACAGAACUCCAAAUGCUCUGAAAUCUAAACGCUGUUAUAUAACAGUCCUCAAAUGUGAUUGGUAAAAGGCUCUGUUUGUUCCAGACAGACUGUCAGUCUAUAUAUUAGCAGUGGGGAUUUUUCUUCGAUUUUUUUCUUCUGCAGGUUACAAUACACAGUUAUGGCAGGUGGUGACAAGUGAUGAGUCUUUAUGAAUCUAGUACACUUAUGCUGACCGCGUUACAGUCCAGCUCAUGGACACUCUGUGUGAUGUAGUUUUUUCUUCAGAACUGUCUGCUGAUGUUUGAGAACAAUAUUAAGGUGCUACCCAGUGACUGGGUCUGUACAGACUUGUGCACCACAUGGGCAAGUGAUUUGAGCACUUGAAACAUGUCCUAAAAAUGUCCGAACAUAUCCUUUGUGAUCAUUUGAAAGGCUUGCACACUCAUCUGAGAUGGAGCAGAGCAUGGAAAAUGUAUACAUGGGCUUUUACCUUUUACUUUUCAAGCUCUUAAAUGUCUUGCACAUGUGCUAUUGUUGGUGCAUAACUGAACAUCAGCGGACUGUGUAAAAAAGGGAUAGUUCACCCAAAAAUUAAAACUGUGUAAUUAAUUACUCAACCUCAUGUCGUUCUAAACCUGUAAAAACACAAAUAAUAAUGAUAAUAAUGAUAUUAAUUCAAUUAGAUUAGAUUAGAAGCAUCACAUGCAUGUGUUGUUCCGCUGCAGACGGGAUGAGGGCAAUAAUUGUUAAAUAAAGCCGUUAUUUUUGUUUUCUUUGCACACAAAAAGUAUUUCUCCUAGCUUUGGAAAAUCUCAUAGCUUGGAAAAAUUAUAGUUGUAACCCUGAUGUCACAUGGACUAUUUUACCAAUGUUCUUGCUACGUUUCUGGACCUGGGAACACUGCAGUUGUGUUGCUGUCUAUAGGGGGUCUGGGAGCUCUUGGAUUAAAUCAAAUAUGUUAAUUUGUGUUCAGAGGAUGAACAAAGGCCUUACUAGUUUGAACAACAUGAUAGUGAGUAAUUAAUCACAGUAUUUUGGGCUGAGCUAACCCUUUAAUGUCAAGGGUUUAAUGUAAUGCUGGCUCUCCGUGAACUGGAGCAGAACGUGGAAAGGUAUACUUUUGUCUUAAGUCGUUGUAUCAUUGACUGAACUGUGUUGCUUAGAGUCACAACGGUUGAUUCAACCGACUUUUAACUUUGGCUAAGCAAUUAUAACCUCAGAAUCAGAAAUUACUCAUAUCGGCAUCUAAAAUUUCUACGACCAACAGUACGUUGUGCAAUAAGAUGUAUAUCACCGCUGAAUUGAAAUGUGUGAAAUAUUUUGAUUACAAGUAUCGAUGUACAGUGACCUAAUUCUUGUAUGACUAGUAGAGGGUAGAGAUUUUCUGUUUAGGUCACAUUCGUGUUCCGAAGGUAAAUUUAGCUUCAAACCUAUUAGGAGUAUCCGUACAUAUUAACAGUAAACGGUUUGUGGAAAAGGAUGCUGUUUGCUGUUCUAAUACACCUUUAAAAUCAACUGAAGCUCAGAAUAGUCUCCAUCUUGAGCAAACAGAGCAAUUUUCACACACAACAAACAGACCUCAAUAACAUAGUGCUAUCAGUGCAAGAGUCGUGCUUUAGAUAGACCCUGCUUGUAUCACUAUCAUUGUUUCUAUUGUGAGCUCAGAAAUGCAGAUGAGGAGAUAUCAGUGACCCCAAAUAGAGACGUUGCUCGUUAUAAUCCUUCCGGUUUGUGGAGUCCUCAGUUUAGUGCCACAGUUGCAUGAUUUUGCACAUGCUUGGAAAUUUGAGGCUUCGCUUGGGUACUUGAGAAAGCAGAGUGUGUGGGAGCUUUGAAAACUAGCAAAGUAUGUACUUGGAUCAUUCAGAAAGAUAUUUUAAAAACACAGUAAAGUUGCAGUCACAUCUGGGCAAUUUCUUACAAGCAAAAUCCAGUCACCCCAAUAAGAAUCUAAAAAAACUCAGUUUCAUGUAAGCGUUCAAGUUUUCAAAUUCUUCUUGUAGAUUAAUUGGAUUUAUUUGUAGAAAGCUGCUUGGUUUGAGAAUGACUUUUGUGUCAUCUUUAUGAGCCUGAUCUUAUGAAAAUGUGUGUAAAUAGUACGCCAAAUAAAAACAAAAACUCGUGGUACUAAUAUGUAAAAAUGAACUGUGGCGUAUAUGACACGCAUGUGUUUGGCAUGCAUCUAAUAAUCAAUUUUUAUCAUACGCAUCUACCCCAACACCAGCUUAUAUACGCAAAGUCAAAUUUUGCUUAUCAAUACCACUGGUUUUCUUUUUAAUUUGCCGUUCUAUUGCGAGAUGGGGUAGGCUUUAUUUAUUGCUACACUUUUGAAAAUAUACUUUUUGCCUGCGAAAUUUUACUUACGUGACUACACCUUAAAACUUACAAAACGUGUGAUUUACUCCCAAAGGCAGCCAGUGCAGAUCUUGAUGACGAAGCACCCGCAGCAAAAAUUCUCAUUCAUUUGAAUGUAAUAAGCUCUUUCAAAGCACUCAACUUCGGUGCAUGUUGAUCUGAGAUGCCCACAGGCACUUAAGCACCCACACGAAUGCCACUGAAGGACGUUAUGUGAUGCUAUAUCUAAUAUAUGCAACUGCUCCUUCCCUUCCCUUACUUACUUACAAAAAAAAAAAACAUUUAUUGUAUCACAAAUAAACUCAGGUCUCCUUGAUGCUAGAACAAAGGGGGAAGUAUAGAAGCGGACGACUCUUCAGCAUGUAAGAUCAUUGACAAGAAGCCUUUAGAAGAAAGUUUGACUGAUAGUCUUAGUUAAUGGUCAUGUAGCACCUUGUGUUUCUUAAUUUUCUCCUAUUUAUACUCUCUGUAAAGAAAUCUUUCUCUAUAUAUUUGCAGUAUUUCAGCACAAACUAGGAUGUCAUGUAAAUGGUUUUGUAUUAUUCUUUGUGUUUGUUAUUAUUGUUGGUAUUAAUCCGAAUGACAUGCCGACCCCGAAUCCACCAUUUGGUGGAGUGUGUUGGGACAUUAAACUGCUUGAAUCUCA